CGCUGCCGGCGGGGCGGGGAGGGCGGGCUGCGAUGAGGAUCGGGCCGCGGCGGUGACCGGAGCUGCCGCCCGACAUGAACUCGCUGGAACAGGCGGAAGAUCUCAAGGCUUUCGAAAGAAGACUUACUGAAUAUAUUCAUUGCUUGCAACCUGCCACUGGACGCUGGAGAAUGCUGCUUAUAGUGGUGUCUGUCUGUACAGCUACUGGUGCCUGGAACUGGCUAAUAGAUCCUGAGACACAAAAGGACUCUGAUCUGAAGGUUGUACUUGGUGCUCACCUGGAGGACUCUGAUCUGAAGGCUGUACUUGGUGCUCACCUGGAGGACUCUGAUCUGAAGGUUGUACUUGGUGCUCACCUGGAGGACUCUGAUCUGAAGGUUGUACUUGGUGCUCACCUGGAGGACUCUGAUCUGAAGGCUGUACUUGGUGCUCACCUGGAGGACUCUGAUCUGAAGGUGUCCUUCUUCACGUCACUGUGGAACCAUCCGUUUUUCACUAUCAGCUGUAUAACUCUGAUAGGCUUGUUCUUUGCUGGAAUACACAAGAGAGUAGUUGCACCAUCAAUUAUAGCUGCUCGAUGUCGAACGGUAUUAGCAGAAUACAAUAUGUCCUGUGAUGACACAGGAAAGCUAAUUUUGAAACCUAGACCUCAUGUUCAAUGACAGUCUGCACUAUCGCUAGGGAACCUAAACCAGUCUUUCCUCAAGUAAGUGGUACAGCAAAAUGCCAUAAAGGAUUGCUUUUGGAGUUGGACAUGUGAUGGUUUAGCAGCAACUGACAAGAAGCGUGCAAUAUUUGCCCAGAUGAUGUCGAUGAUGCUGGCUGAGCUCUCCGCGCCUCAGUACCUUUGAUUACCUGUGUUCAGUAUUAGUGUCACUUCAGCACUUCAGCCCCUGCACAGAACUCUGCAGAUGAAGUAUGUGUGUAUUACUAAGUUAAACUUAGGAACCAAACCUCCUUCGGUUUUUAUAAUGUAUUUUUGCAAACUACUGUAAAUAGCAAAUCAAUGCCAAUGUUAAACCAAGAGGAAAAUGUUUGGACAUCGUUCUCCUGCACCAGUAUUUCAGGAACCAUCUGCUUGACAUCUCCACAGCUCCUUAAACUGGCUAUUACGUGUGCCUUUCAUUCUUAACGCCUCUUUCCAUUGCUGCAGGAACAACAGCAGAUUCCACUUAGACUGAGCAAAUCUCAUCUCCAUUAUGUUGAAAAAUUUAUAGAUGUUUCGACAAUUUUUGUUAAGCCUGAUACUGGAUACUGGCAACUAUUAUAUUUUUCAGUAAAUUGUUUUCAUUUAACUCUAAAUUACUUUUUUAAAAAACAAUUUUAAAAAUACCCCAAAGUCUUCUGAAUGUAUAAGUUAAAAAAUUAUGUAUUGUCUGGGAAUUUGACAGACCUUAUUUUAGGUGACUGGAUUUUAUGCUGUGGUAGACGUGUUACACUAGUACCGUCCUGGUGUAGCUGAUGGGCCCAGGCAUCACUAGUAACACAGAACCACACCACAAACCGGAGCCUGCAGCUCUCACUCCUGGAGAGUGCUGACGGCAUACUGUGUAUGCGCAACAGCUACGUGUACUCCAGUAGCCCUUGAGAUGAAACUGUCGGGAUUGCUGUAAAUGCUUAAAGUACUAGAGGUGCCUUUUACCUGUUUAUUAGAAGAGUUUGAAAAGGUUAAAUUAUUUCAUGAGCAAUAUUUUAAAUUUCAUCCAACUUUAAACUAAAUUUGAAUAAUACGACAAAACCAUUUAACAAAGCUGCCAUUUAAUUUACAUGUAUUCAUCUUGACUUUCCUGUGUAUAAAAUCGCAUUCUCUGAAUUGCAGCAAUAAAACCCUCACUUCUAAGAACUCUCUUAAGAGGGUAUUCUGUAUGCUCUGCAUUGUUUCAUUUUCUGUAAAUUUUGUAGGUAAAUAUGUGCAUAAAAAUAAAUACUUUAUAUAUAACUA
Molecule: messenger RNA, 1942 nt
Organism: Apodemus sylvaticus (European woodmouse)
Lineage: Eukaryota; Metazoa; Chordata; Mammalia; Rodentia; Muridae
Gene: Cnep1r1
Product: CTD nuclear envelope phosphatase 1 regulatory subunit 1
Exons: 9
Coding region: 75-662 (195 amino acids)
Cellular component (GO): Nem1-Spo7 phosphatase complex; cytoplasm
Source: RefSeq, a predicted model, not a curated record